GACUAAGCAGAUUUAGGUGUAUUGUCGUUUAGACUUCAUAUGACCACUUAUAUAACUUUAUACAUGGUCUAUGAUCUUUACUCUCUCCUUGUAAAGUUAUAUUUCUCCAAUUGUAAUCUUAUAGCUGUAGCUGUUUCAAACUUGAGGAUUUGACCCUCUGCUCUCAUUGCUUUAGGUUUACUGUCCUUAUGGGCUUUAGGUAUGAUUACUGUACAACUUUUUUUUUUUUACGACCCUUUCAUCCAGAGAAAGUUGUUAUUUUCUGUUUCCUAAAUAUUAAAAGUUGGAGGACUUUGAGAGAGAGAGAGAGAUGGAUAGAUGGAUAGAUUACUUUUGCACAAGCAAACAUUACAUCAUAAGCACACAAGGUAACUUACAUUUGGAGCCCACAAACUCGCUGUAUGUUUCUUCAUCAGGACUGUGUGGGCUCGGUUUGACACUGGAACAGAAUUUCAACAUGCUGUAUUUCUCAUUCCUAAUUCUUGGUGAUGAAUUUGGAUGUUGACACUCUCAAAUGACCUAAACUUGAAAGGUAAGCUAAGGUGAGCUAAUUUUCAUUCUUUGCAACCCAACCCAACAGUUUCUGCCUUUGUUCCUGUCAGGUGUUUAUUCUCAUCCAUAAUAUUUUACUGUGUACAUGUGAGACAUGGACUACUUGCAGCAGCAUUUGUGAACUUGUUGUAACCUGUGGGGAGGCAAAACAGAAAAUAUUACUGGUUGUCACUGGUUUCAGUGUUUGCACUUCAGGGACGCCAUAUUUGAAAGAUUUCAGUCUCCUCCAUGUUUGUGACCAAUCCGAUAAGAGCUGCUGGUAAAAGUCCAUUUAACUCAGGAGGGUGUUCCUGAUAAGACUUUUUUUUAAACCCCUUUUAAGUACAGAUUUUGCUCUUUCUUUUUAAAUUAAAUCACUUAUUACAGUGGUCAAAAAGCUCUUAUGGUGAAUGGAGAAAGUCUGGUAUUCUAAUUACAAAAUACCAGUUUUAUUUGAUUGCAUAUGCCAUAAGAGUGUCUACAGAGUCCUUCAUUGCUCUCACACUUCUACUGAAGUACACAAAUAGUGUUUAAGUCUGAAUGUUUAGCAAGACAUGAAUCUGGGCAGAUGCACAACAGCUGGACUUCAGCCUGUGGCAUCCUGACAUGUCACAUUUUUAAUACUUUGGUUGUCUGUUAGCAACUUGGCAGCAGUCAUAAAAGCACAAUGACUGUCAGUUUAAACAUUAACUCGCAGAAUGAGAGUCCAGUUGACGGUGGCUGGAUGUUACUUAACGCCUCAUCUUUCUCUGCCCCGCUCUGAGCACAUCCACACACCAACAUGAGCAACUUUGGGGAGAUCCUGAAGGAGAUCGGGGAGUUUGGUUUGUUUCAGAAACGUUUAGUGGCUGCAUUAUGCCUCCCCAGCUUGUUUGUAGGUUUUGACGUGAUAGGCCAGGUGUUUACAGGCAUGAGCUUCCCACAUCACUGCAACACUGACUGGAUCUUGGAGCGUGGGCCCAACCUGACAGAAGAGAGACAAAGAAAUCUCACCAUUCCAGUGAACAAGGAUGGAAAGUAUGACAGCUGUAAAAUGUUCACACCUGUGGAUUUAGAUUUGGAAACCAUUGAAGCAUAUGGGAUUAAUACUACAACUGGAUGUAUAAAUGGUACAGAUUUUAAUGCACCCAAUGGUGCCUCCAGCAUUGUGACAGAGUUCAACUUGGUGUGCGACAGGAGCAGUUUGAUUGAGGCAUCGCAAUCCAUCUACAUGGCCGGUCUUCUGAUUGGAGCACUGGUGUUGGGACAUAUGGCUGACAGGUUUGGUCGACGCUUUGUGGUCCUGCUUUCACACCUUCUAUUACUGUUGUUUGGUGUCAGUGCUGCUUUCUCACCCAACAUUUACGUUUAUAUAUUCUUCAAAUUUUUAUGCGGAUUCUCCAUUUCAGGCAUUCUUGCUAAUGUAUUUGUGAUAGGUGGAGAGUGGAGUCAUUCUUCCAAGUUUGCUCUGUGCACCAUUAUCUGCCACUCUUUUUACCCUCUUGGUUUGAUGAUGUUGGCUGGCAUUGCCUAUUUGAUCCGCAACUGGAGGAUCCUGCAGCUGGUGCUCUUCAGCCCUCUUGUCCUUGUUCUGGUUCUUUUUUACUGGAUUCUUCCAGAGUCAGCUCGCUGGCUGGUCACCCAGGGCAAGAAGGAAAGGGCUAUAAAGGAGAUCCGGAGGGCAGCAAAAGUGAACAAUAGGAAGGUCCCAGAAUAUCUGCUAGACAGGCUGGAGGAUGAGGGAACAUCCAAAGGAGGAAACAUGUUGGACAUCUUCAGGAUAUCAUAUCUGAGAAAACGUGCUCUCGUAAUGAGCUCCGUCUGGUUCGGGACAAGUCUGAUGUAUUACGGACUCAGCCUGAAUGUUGGCAAUUUUGGUCUGGAUAUAUACCUCACGCAGUUCAUCUUUGGUGUUGUAGAAAUUCCUGCACGUCUUGGCACUUUGCCGAUUAUUCAGCACUUUGGGAGGAAAAUAUGUCAAGCAGGGGUCCUGAUAUUUGGAGGUUGUGCUUGUCUUGCUAUACUUGCAAUUCCAAAAGACCUUCCUGUCGUGGUAACAGUCAUAGCUGUCGUGGGAAAAUUUGCUGCCACUGCCAGUUUCUCUACAGUCUAUGUUUAUACUGCAGAACUAUACCCUACCACUCUAAGGCAGAAUGGUGUUGGUCUUAACUCAAUGUGCGCUCGUGUGGCCGGCAUCCUCGCUCCACUGAUCAGGCUCCUGGACGUCUACCAUUACACCAUCCCUAUGCUGAUAUAUGGCAUCGUCCCCAUUGCUGCUGGGGGUUUCUGUAUAUUCCUGCCUGAAACCCGCAAUGUUGAACUCCAGGACCACGCUCAACUCAUGAAACCUGUGGACGAGACUGCAGACACAGGAUCCAUCAGUCAAUCAGAAAAGUCCACAAAAAUGUAACUUACUGAAACUGAAUCAGGUUGAACUUGAAAUGUUUUGUGACUGAAAUUAGAAUUUGUGUAUGUUUAAUUAUAUUUACCGUAUUUUCCGGACUAUAAGCCGCUACUUUUUUCCCACGCUUUGAACCAU
Messenger RNA from Larimichthys crocea (large yellow croaker), 3049 nucleotides. It is a transcript of the gene slc22a13b, whose product is annotated as solute carrier family 22 member 13b. The coding region runs from base 1313 to 2920 and encodes 535 amino acids. Gene Ontology annotation, molecular function: transmembrane transporter activity. Lineage: Eukaryota; Metazoa; Chordata; Actinopteri; Sciaenidae. Gene Ontology annotation, biological process: transmembrane transport. The record is from RefSeq and is a predicted model, not a curated record. The transcript has 10 exons. Gene Ontology annotation, cellular component: membrane.